UGUAAAUUUUCACAACUCGGAAUGGCAACUAUCGUCCGUGUGAAACGUAGAAGAAACGAAGAUCCCUUGGAAUCGAUUGUCAUUUCAUGUAAAAGGAAAAAAGAAGAAAAUCAUCCCCAAGCAAAUUCGUUGGAAAACGAACCCCAAAGUUCCCUGAAAUUCGCAGGAACUGUUGCUUCAAAGGUUGAAGGUGUUUCCAGACAAAUAAGAGAUGCUAUAAGAAAAGAAAAACUUCAAAAAGAAUAUAAACAGCACACUGUCAAUAUUACAUCAAAAAAUCGCCAAAGACAAAAACAGUCUUCACAAAAUAGUAGAAUAAAAAUCAUAUCAUCUUUACGUAAUAUUGAAUUAGACAGACUUGAUAAAAAUGAUGAAGAAAUAUGCAAUUCUGACAGUAAGAAAUUGACACAUAGUGAAAAUGCUAAAACUAAUAGAUUAUCAAACGGUGAACUAUCUAGUGAAGAGACAAAUGGAGGUACCAAAACAAAAAUGCAUAAUGGAGCAUGUGCUAAUGAUUCAAAUGAAGGUGACCAUUGUAACAAAACAAGAACUUGUAAUGGGGCACACAGUAGUGAUUCAAAUGUUAAUGAUGAUAAGGGUGCUGCAAAUACUAAUGAAAAAGUGUACCAACUAUUAGAUGUUGAAAUAGAUCAACCAUCACAGAUGCCAACCUUUGAAUCAUUAUUGAAAGAAUCUCAGUCAGCCGAUAACAUAACAUGUAAUUCUGUACCUCUUGUCAAACAGACAGUCUCACAACAGGAAGAAGAUUAUGUUUAUGAUUUGUACUAUACAAAUAACCAAGAAUUUAAUUUCAAAGCUUUAGAAAGUGACUUAAAAAUUCAAUUAUAUGAUGAUGAACUGAUAUUUGCUGAUGACAGAAAUUUUACAAAUGAAGAAAUAUAUGAGGAUGAAGAUGACAGUAAUGACGAAGACAACUGGAGGAAUGAUUAUCCAGAUGAAGAUCCUCAUUUUUAUGAAAAUGAAGAUGCAGAGUAUCAUUACGGAGAUGACGACAGAGACACUGCAGCAUUUGAACAUCAGGACCAUGAUUUAGCAGGUUGGAUGUCAUCUAGAUGUAAUAUUGAAGCUGGAGAUGUAAGUGAUGAUGAACCUGGAUCUUCUUAUGACAGAUAUUACCACAUGGUAAAACAAGAGGUAGACCAUAUGGAAUGAGGAUAUGGGAUAAUUAGACUGGAUAUACAGAUAUUACCUCAUCAUUGAACAACAGAUGUUAAAAGAACAAGCUUAAAUACCAUAUCUGUUUACUUACCAUCUGUUACUGUGCUAACCCAUAUACUUUCAUUUUGAUAACAUUAUUAUGAAAACUAAUUGUUAUCCUUGUGAAAAAUAGUACUGAUAAUGAGAUAUUUAAAACAAUGCAAUGCAAUUUAUAUAAUGAAAAAUCCAUUGAAAUGUUUAGAGGAGUAUAAACCUGAUAUAAAUAUCAUUAUAUGGAUAUUAAAGUAAAGAAGUUUGUGUUCAGUAUUGUGCAAUUAUAAAUUUCAAAUAAUGAGAAUGUGGUCAGAGAGUAAAAAUUUUAUUUUCUAAGUUCAGUUAAACAAUUGGUGCAAAAUAUUAAUGAACAUGUAAUAUGUCUCCAUUCAAAUGUUAUUUGCACUUGCAAGCUUGUGCAAUUUACUGCUUAAUACAGCCAUUUAUUAAAUACCACUGUUUAUUAGAUAGCAAGAUGUAUCAAGUUUAUGUUUUUACAUGCCAAAGUUUUUACUCAGGCUUAUGUUGGGAAAUAUAAGGGUAACAGUGAUUAUAUGUUUAUAAAUCAUAACUUUCAUGAAAUGCUGUGAUGAAUGGAAAUAUGUUCAUCAGAAAUUACUUUAAAACCUUAAGGUCAACAUUGGAUGUACGUAUAUUUUUUACAAUAAGCCAAAAACUAAUGCUUUUUUUAAAGAAACGAAUAAUAUUUCUUUUGGAACUACAACACAUCAGUUUUAGAGUAAUAUUAAAUUUAGGAGAUGUGGUGUUAUUGCAAAUGAAGCAACUAUUUAUUAAGGACCAAAAGGCUAAAGAACAAUUACAGAUAGAUUCUACAAUGAGCAAAACUCACCAAGCUUUGUUUAUAAAAGAGACAUGAUUUAGAUGGUAUUUCACAAUGAAAUAAUUAUUGACUCAAUGAACCUUUGAAAUCUGUUAAAUUAAGAAUGACAAAUUUUGAAAAUCUUUUGUGAUAAAGUGCUAGAAACACAUUAGAAGAAAGAGGAAAAACACCUGGAUACUUAUUGAGCUUCUAUCUUUGUGUAUAAAUUGUUGUAUAAGUGUAAGAGAUUUUUACAUUUUAUUCACUAAGUGAAGUUAAAUAAUAUAUUGAACUUUAAAAAUUACUAUGUAAUGAAAUAACUUGUCAAUAAAAUUAUUUCAUUUUUA
Messenger RNA from Mytilus californianus (California mussel), 2379 nucleotides. Its product is annotated as probable RNA polymerase II nuclear localization protein SLC7A6OS. The record is from RefSeq and is a predicted model, not a curated record. Lineage: Eukaryota; Metazoa; Mollusca; Bivalvia; Mytilida; Mytilidae. The transcript is spliced from 5 exons. Gene Ontology annotation, biological process: developmental process. Bases 22 to 1173 code for a protein of 383 amino acids.